ACCCACCAGAAGAAAUUAAAGAGAAAAAAAAAACUUUUUCUAAAGUCUUUUUGGUAACCCUAAAACCAACAAGGAAUCUGAAGUUUCACUAUCUUCUCCAUGCAAGUUCCGAGCGGAAAUAAUUUGAUGACGGAGAAGGAGGACGGGAAGAUUAGGUCGGAGGUGAAGAAGAAGAAUACUAUGACGACGACGGAAUCAGAUCAUCAUCAGCGUCAUCGUCGUCAUCCUCAAGAUAAUCAAACGCAAGACCAAGAACAACAACAAGAUAAAGAUCAAACAUUGCCUCCAGGGUUUAGGUUUCAUCCUUCUGAUGAAGAAUUAAUCACUUUUUAUCUAUUGAAUAAGAUAUCAGAUGCUAACUUUACAGGAAGGGCUAUUACUGAUGUUGAUCUCAAUAAGUUUGAACCUUGGGAACUACCAGGGAAGGCGAAAAUGGGAGAAAAAGAAUGGUAUUUUUUCAGCCUAAGAGAUAGAAAAUACCCAACAGGAGUGAGAACAAACAGAGCAACAAACACAGGGUAUUGGAAAACCACAGGGAAAGACAAAGAAAUAUUCAAUUCCAAUACUUCUGAGUUAAUUGGAAUGAAGAAGACAUUGGUGUUUUAUAAAGGGAGAGCCCCAAGAGGAGAAAAGACCAAUUGGGUUAUGCAUGAAUAUCGCCUUCAUUCCAAAACUGCUUUUAGAACUGCUAAGGACGAAUGGGUGGUUUGCCGAGUAUUUCAAAAGAGUCCCGGAGCUAAAAAGUAUCCUCCGAACCAAUCAAGAGCAGUGAAUCCUUAUGUCAAUCUUGAAAUUCCCUCCUCUCUUCUUCCACCACCCAUCAUGCAGCUCGGGGACCCUUCCGCCACUCAGUACGGCUAUGGAAGAAACUACAUAACCAGCACAGAGCUGGCCGAGCUUAACCGAGUUUUGAGAACUGGAGGUGGUGGUGGCGGCAGUGGUGGAGGAUCGACUCAUGGUAUCAAUUUAUCGAUGCAGCCCCAGUUUAACUAUCCAAAUACAGGAGGUUGCUUUACAAUAUCUGGGUUGAACUUGAACCUUGGAGGAGGUAUAUCGCAACCAGUUUUGCGACAAGUGCCUGUGCCGCCUCCACCAGUGGCAACAACAAUGACAAUUGGUCAGGAUAUUGCUUCGUCCGUUAUGGCAAGUACGAUCACUCCCGAGACUGCCUAUGGAACGGAGAUCAACAACAAUGCCAAUGGACCUAGCAACAGAUUUAUGAACAUGGAUCAUUGCAUGGACCUAGAGAAUUACUGGCCAAACUGGUAAAAUGAAGCAGCUGAUCAUUAGCCAAAUUAUGCAUAGACAUAGUUCUCACUUCAUACUUCUCCCUUCGUUGGAUUUCACGAAACCACCUUUUUCUUUUCUUUUCUUUUUUUUCUUUUGUUGAUGUGUGCCGUUUUAACUCCGAAAUUGGAGUCUACUCGUAUCAGUAAGCAGUCAAACAGCUCUUUUUCGAUUA
This is a messenger RNA of Cucumis melo (muskmelon), 1462 nucleotides long. RefSeq names its product NAC domain-containing protein 92. Gene Ontology annotation, molecular function: DNA binding. The record is from RefSeq and is a predicted model, not a curated record. The transcript has 4 exons. The coding region runs from base 100 to 1269 and encodes 389 amino acids. Gene Ontology annotation, biological process: regulation of DNA-templated transcription. NCBI's taxonomy places the organism in Eukaryota, Viridiplantae, Streptophyta, Magnoliopsida, Cucurbitales, Cucurbitaceae.